UUCGGUGAUAACAAUUCAUCUUUGAAUCCGUACCAAAUUACUGAACAAAGAAUUUUAAUCCGAUAUACAUGGCUGUCUGGAGCUGUCAAGUUACACACGUUCCAGUUAUUUUUUUGGCAAUCGUCAGUAGCAAAAGGGAUCUGGAUUUUGUCAAAUUCAACGAUAUCCUUCCACUCAGCGACGUCUUUGAUUAUUGGCGGCAAAUCCGCUACUUUUAGUUCAAUAGUCGCUAUUGCCAAUUUUGUCAAAGUACUGGGAGAGUUUAUUUCAGCAGAGAUGCAAAAAUUUAAUCCGGGCGAAGAUUUUAUUUCAAAUAAAUUUGAGCUCAGUUGCUUCUUUUCUGAACUUAUCUGCAUAUUCCAU
Cotesia congregata is the source of this 363-nucleotide messenger RNA. The record is from the annotation of a GenBank genome assembly. NCBI's taxonomy places the organism in Eukaryota, Metazoa, Arthropoda, Insecta, Hymenoptera, Braconidae.